Messenger RNA from Juglans microcarpa x Juglans regia, 390 nucleotides. RefSeq lists its product as uncharacterized. Lineage: Eukaryota; Viridiplantae; Streptophyta; Magnoliopsida; Fagales; Juglandaceae. Bases 1 to 390 code for a protein of 129 amino acids. The record is from RefSeq and is a predicted model, not a curated record. The transcript has a single exon.
AUGAAAGGCGUUAAGCGUUUCGGUAAAAAAGGGAAACUUAGCCCGAGAUAUGUUGGUCCUUUUCAAAUUCUGGAGAAGGUUGGACCCGUUGCUUAUCAUAUUGCCUUGCCUGAAUAUUUUGGAGAGAUUCAUGAUGUUUUCCACGUGUCGUCAUUAAAGAAGAGCUUUGGGCAUCAAGAACCGCGUUUCGUUGACCCCGGAAGCAUUCAACUUCGACCUGAUCUCACGUAUGAAGUUGUUCCAACUCAAAUCUUGGAUAGAAAGGAGCAACAGUUGAGAUCUAAGACGAUACCAUUAGUUAUGGUAUCAUGGGUAGAUCAUUUGGCUCAGGAUUUCUCUUGGGACAGAGAGGUAGAUAUGAGAAAGUUCUACCCUUACUUGUUUGGGUAA